AUGGGGUUGUCCUUCACCAAGCUUUUCAGCCGCUUGUUCGCGAAGAAGGAGAUGCGAAUCCUUAUGGUAGGUCUUGAUGCUGCUGGUAAGACCACCAUAUUGUACAAGCUCAAGUUGGGAGAGAUAGUGACGACCAUUCCUACAAUUGGAUUCAAUGUGGAGACAGUGGAAUAUAAGAACAUAAGCUUCACUGUCUGGGAUGUCGGUGGUCAAGACAAGAUCCGACCAUUGUGGAGGCAUUACUUUCAAAACACUCAAGGGCUGAUUUUUGUAGUUGAUAGUAAUGAUAGGGAUCGUGUUGUUGAGGCUAGGGAUGAGCUGCACAGGAUGCUAAAUGAGGAUGAACUGAGGGAUGCUGUACUCCUAGUUUUUGCAAACAAACAAGAUCUUCCAAAUGCUAUGAAUGCUGCUGAGAUAACUGACAAGCUUGGACUCCACUCUCUCCGUCAACGUCAUUGGCUUAAUAGAGACUUCAGGUGGCUUUUGCUAUCUGUAUCCUUGUUGAAGUGAAGAUUCCCUCUUUUCCCGAUUUCGGCAUUUGUUAUCCUUUGCUGUGAUCACAUUUUAUAACCAUUUCGUAGUUAAUCCUUUGAUGUGAUUACAUUUUAUAACCAUUUCGUAGUUAAGCUUGUGGU
Striga asiatica is the source of this 635-nucleotide messenger RNA. Lineage: Eukaryota; Viridiplantae; Streptophyta; Magnoliopsida; Lamiales; Orobanchaceae. The record is from the annotation of a GenBank genome assembly.